AUGGGCUCCCCUUUUCCGUUAGAGACCUUGGCGGGGUACACGUCGCGAACAGUACCCUUCAAAACCACUUCAGAUAUAACCAUCAAUGCCGACGUCGUGUACCCCGAGAAGUCAGAUGGGUCUCCCGCUACCGUCUUGCUGCAUUACCACGGUGGUUUCCUCGUGAGUCCACCGGAUUACAUGAUGUUUCAUACAAUCGUCGGAGAUCGGUAUUCGUUCUUGCCAUACUGGCUUGUACAUGCCUGCGCCGCCCGUGGAUGGGUCUUCGUGACUCCUGACUACCGCUUGAUGCCCGAAUCAACCGCCCAGGCCUCCGUGGAAGACGCUGCAGAUGCCUACAAAUGGGCCUGGUCAUCGCUCCCGGAGAUCUUGGGCCGCCCCGUCGGCUCGCUCUUAGUCGCUGGGUCAAGCGCCGGCGGGUAUUUGGCUCUCAACACAGCAGUCUCGGCCGUUAAGAAGCCCAGCGCACUGCUGCUCAUCUACGGGAUGCUCGAUCCCUCUGGGACUAGAUACACAACUUCCGGGAAGAACAUCUUCGACCGGCCACCAAUUGAGACCGGGCCUAUUUUAGAAACAUGGCCCAUGACCAAGGCUUCGGGUGAAGAUAGGAAGCCUGUGUCAGCUUAUCCGAUAUCAGGCGACCCCGCUGCUGACCGCAGAUUUGCUCUUGCUUCGGCCCUGCACAUCGACGCCCUAUUCCCCGAUUACAUGACUGGCGUCUCCGGCCUUGCUCAACAGAUUGCUGCCCAAGGAGUGACAGCUAUCCCCGAAGAACACCAGCAGCUGUUCCCACUUGACUUUGGCAACUUGAAUGGCCUCCCACCUGUCAUGUUGCUUCACGGUGCGAACGACUCAGCCGUGCCGCUUGACUGUAGCACUAGGGCCGCAGAGAAGCUCGAGGCAUCUGGAGUGCAUGUUUUAGCCGAGUUCCCGCCUGACGCUCAGCACGGUUUUGAUGGAAGGUCGGGCGAUGUUAACGUCGAGACUCCAGCUGGGGAUGUGGUGACUGCUGUAGAGUCUCUGAGGAAGGCGAUUGGUUUUCUCGAACAAAAUGCAGCCAACUAGCUCUACGAGGUAGUCAGCCUCUCGAUCAAUAGAAGCCUGAAGAUGCUUAAGCCAUGCCAAUCUUAGAUUUCCACAUCAGAGUCGGAGUGUGAAAUUCGAGGGGUUGAUACAACUUACCACUUAGUGUCAAAUUGUCAAGCUGGUCUAAAGCUACCUAUGGUUGAGUGCUGGAACGUUGAUGACGAUGUCAUUUCAAGGUACCUAUGCGGGU
This is a messenger RNA of Colletotrichum phormii, 1276 nucleotides long. RefSeq names its product Alpha/Beta hydrolase protein. The record is from RefSeq and is a predicted model, not a curated record. The transcript has 2 exons. NCBI's taxonomy places the organism in Eukaryota, Fungi, Ascomycota, Sordariomycetes, Glomerellales, Glomerellaceae. The coding region runs from base 1 to 1065 and encodes 354 amino acids. Gene Ontology annotation, molecular function: serine-type peptidase activity; lipase activity. Gene Ontology annotation, biological process: proteolysis.